GCGCUCCCGCGGCGUGCCAGCCACCCUUCCCUCCGUUUGGGAUCCGUUUCCCACGUCCAGAGCCCAGCAGCGGCGAGCCCUCGGGGCGGGUACAGCGAAGCCUGCGCGGGAGCUUGGGAGGCGGGCCCGCCGUGGUCCCCAGCCGUUUGCUGCUCCACCUCUCGGUCCCGCCAGCCCCCUGGGCGGCCGGUGUAACCACAGCCGAGGCGUCCGACCGGCUGAACAGUGGGACCUUCCGCACCCCUGCCCGUCACGAUAUAUUUUUGCCAUCAUGGAUCGGUUUGAAGAUAUAUCAGAUGGUGAAGUGGACCAUUCUUUCUUUGACAGUGACUUUGAAGAAGCAAAGAAAUGUGAAAAUAGCUUAGUUUUUGAUAAGCAAAAUGAUGACCUUAAAGAGAGAAUAGGUAAAGAUACAGAACAUGUAAACUUAACAUUUGAAAUACAAACAAAGGAAAAUUAUCUUACUGAGAAAGGAAAUGAAAGAAAAGCAAAAAUUCCUCCAAAUGAAACCCCUACGGAAAAUGAUAUACAAUCCAAAAUUUCUUUAUCAUCGACCACUUCUUCUAGAUCAAAAAAAUUAUGUGAUGCUCCAACAGGACGUAAAAUACACUUGCCUAUUCCAAAUAGAAUUCCUAAAAUUGUAAAAGAAGGUGAGGAUGAUGAUUACUAUACAGAUGGAGAGGAAAGCAGUGAUGAUGGGAAAAAACAUGUGAGGUCCAAGUCAGCUAAGCCAUCUAAUAACUUUAAAAAAAGCACAUGUAAAAAGUACUCCAAAAGCAGUUCUUCUUCUUCAUUGUCUUCCUCAUCUUCAAGUUCAGAUACAGAUUGCUCAGAUACAGGAUCUGAUAUCCACAAAUCUGACACAUAUUCGUCAUCAAGGAAACAUGUAUCUGGUGUGACCCUCUUGUCACCAAAACAGAAAUAUAAAUCAAAAAUAAAAUCGACAGGAAUACAGGCUUCAAGUCCUAAGCCAAAAAUGGGAGACUCUAUUGAGGAAUCUGAAGAUACUGUGACAGAUGUAACUCCUUUGUCAACUCCAGACAUCAGCCCUGUACAGUCUUUUGAGCUGGGCACAUCAAAUGACCAAAAAGUAAAAGUUAAAAGGCAGGAAAAUGUGAGUCAAGAAGCAUAUGAAGAUGAGGUAUUUAAAAAGGAUGUAAAAUAUUUAAAAGCAGCCAAGAAAGGGAAAGAAAAACAUGGGCCCAAUCUUGCUCCAAAGUCACCAGCAUUAGAUUUCAAUUUAGACCAAAGACACAAGCAGAAAGCCUUACAUGACACAAUGGAUCUGAAUAAUCUUUUGAAAGCCUUUCUGCAAUUAGAUAAAAAGGGACCACAAAAACAUCACAUUGAGCAGCCUUCAGUAGUACCUAGGAAAAACUACUCUUUCACGAGAGAAGAGGUGAGACAGAUUGAUCGGGAAAAUCAGAGGCUUUUGAAAGAACUAUCAAGACAGGCUGAGAAACCAGGAAGCAAAAGUAUUCCCGGAAGAUCACUUGGUCAUCCCCCUAAGUUAUAUCAUAGUGCUCUCAACAGACAGAGGGAACAACAAAGGAUUGAAAGAGAAAAUUUGGCUUUAUUGAAGAGGCUUGAAGCUGUGAAACCAACAGUUGGUAUGAAGCGCUCAGAACAGCUGACAGAUUACCAUCGCAACAUGGGCUAUCUCAACCCAGUGCCUUCCUCAAGACGAGUGAAGUCUACUCUUAGCCAGUACAGCCCGCUAAGAGGAGCUUCUAGGACAUCCAGUGCUACCAGCGGUCUCAGUUGUAAAACUGAGCGAUCAGUUUUUGACACAUCCAGUGGCUUGCUGCCAAGACCUAAACCCCCUAAUGUCCGCACUGCUUGGUUAUAAACCUGUUUUUACUCUGUGCAUUGUUCAUCCAAGUUUUACUGAUGUGCUCUUGUAUGUUGCUGUAAUUCUCUGUGUAAACAUCUGUAAUACUUUUUUAGCCAUUUAUACAACAGCUAUAAUUUAUUACUCAGUGCAAAAUUGUUGUCAAAAGACAAUUUAAUACAAAAUCAGUGUUUCCUAUGAUGAUGUAUUUUUGUGAGAUACAUGUAUUUAAUAGAGAAAUAGUUGUAUGCAUGUAUAUUUUCUCAUAGAAAUUGACUCAUUUGUCAUGCUGCCACAGUAGUAAUAGUACCAUUGCAUGCUGAGCCCAAAAUGCUGUCUGCUUCUCCUUAUUUUCAUUUCUUGUAAGCUUUAAGCUGUAAGCUCACCUCCUAAAUUUGACUUUGUUCUCUAUUUGCUUUCAAACAAAAAGUGAGUGGUGUGAGUAAUUUGAUUGUAUGAGUGCUACACUUCUUACUGUGAAACAGAUCUUGAAAUUUGUUUUCUGAUUUAGAUUUGAUGAGAGCAUCUUGUAUAGGGCAGUCCUUAUAAUUUACCAGAGGAGUCUAGUAGGUCUGUGUAAGAGUUAGGUUUCAAAAUUUUGAUCAGCCAUUCCAAACCAUUUCAAAGUCAACUUAGAGGUUCUUUUGUGUUUUUAUACAUUCAAGUAAAGUAUAUUAAUGUUUCUGAGGAAAGGAAAGAAGAAGGUGAGCUUUAGAGUUGCGGUGUCCCGCCUGCAGCAAGUUUGUUCACAGAUAAGAAUCAGUUGCAUAGAAGCAGAAACAAGUACAUGUUGAAUCAGUAAAUAGUACCACAAAUUCAAAGAGCCAAGAAGCAGAUCUGAGGUGUAUGAGAACAGUAUUUUAAGUAAUACUGUUAGCAUUGUUGUGCUGAGAUGUGGUGUUUAUUGGUAUUGAGAGAAGGUUUAGAACAAGAAAAGAAUGCUGCAGAAAUAACUGCUGUUGUCCAUAGGAUCUGAUAAAGACCAGCAAGGUAUGAACAAUAGGAAAAAUAAAUUGCAUAUUGGUUGAAGCUACUGCUUUAAAUGUUAGCAGAUUUUCUUGUUUUAGUUUCAUUUGAUUGAAUCCUCGAUACAUAGUUUUUACCAGUCUCACAUUUAAAGGUCUAGUAAUCUUGAUGGGAUUCCUAGUUUACUACAGUUGACUUUUGAAAUUAGAAUUUUUUUCUGUCAAUUUUUAGUCUUACUUCAUAGAACAAAAUGUUACCACCAAUGAAACGUAUCAUAGUUAUCACAGCUAUUCAUUACUGGUCUUGCCAGUGUAUCCUUAGAAUGUAUAGAAAAGUUUUCAUAGUCAGUGACAAAUCUUCAUUUUUUUAAAUUUUCUCUAGCCACAGUAAGAUUUGUUUUUUAUUUUUCCAUGCUCAAGCUCUAUAGUAUAUGUAUACUGCUUUCCUUAGCACCUUUAGCAGGAAGGCAUACUACAUUUUACUAAGCAUCAAUUUACAAUUUCUUGAUCUUUGUGUAUUCAUAGAUUUCGUUUAGGAUGGGGCAGUAAAGCAUGGGAACAGUGGAGUUUAAAAAAUCAUGAGAACACACCCUGGCUCUGAGGUUUUCCUGCUUCUCUCUUUGGGCUAUGAUAUUCGUCUGUGUACUUUAUGAUUUGUUCUGGUGAACAAGUUUUUAUACCUGCUUUACUUAUGAACUUUAGCCAUACUAAACCAAGGUUUUAUUUUGUUUUAUCUUGUUUUUAAUUUAUUGUACUUUUAGUGUUUGUGUAGCAAUGUAUCUUUAAGGAGAAAUAAGAUAAUGCUGAAUUUAAAAUCUCAACUUUUGGACACUUGCCUAAUUGUAAGUUAGUCAGUUAAAAUUCUAAAAAGAAUUUUUGUUGAGGCAAAAAAAAUACAUACAUAAAACUGGUAUGCUCAUAAUUGUGUUAGUCUCUGAGUACAUUUUAUAUGGUCUGUGUUGCCAGGAGUCAGGAUACAACAUAUAGUUUCAUAGAUAAAACUGUACUUUGGUUUUAGAUACUGAUUUAAUGCCCUUAGUUUUGACUGCUUUGAAAGGAGAAGUUUGUCUUAAGUAUUACUAAUAACAGAGAUUCAACUUGAAGUAAAACUUCAGAAAAGAAACAGUCUUUUAAACAGAAUUUAUAGUUUUGUUGUCAUGGUAGCUUAUAUAUGAUGAAUAUAAGUAGAUGGAUAGGAAUCAGAAACAUGGUAUUCUCUGAUAGAAGUCAUGGUCCUUUGAAAUUAUUAGGCUUAAGGAGCAUUUUUUAAUGCAAAUCAUAAGUACAGUGCUCUUCAUUUUCAAGAACAUAAAAAAUGAAGAAUAUAACACUUCUAUGUGGUUGAUUUGUAUAUAAUAUACAUACUUCGAAGAUUUAUAUCUAUAAUUAGAAAGUAUACUGAUCUGAAGUUUAGUUAUUUGACCAGAUUCUUACUAAGAAUUAUUUAAUUUCUGUCAAAUGUUAAACUGUUGUUGCCUCCUUUUUUAGUAAGUUUCUGUGAAAGAUUUUAAGCUGUUAAAAUUAUUUCUUAAGGGGUAGCUAUUAUCUCAUACUUCGCCUGCCUCCUUUUCAAUCUACAUGAAAAACUCUUUCUUAGUUACUAUUUUAAAUAAAGUUUUCUGGUUUGCUUCUGAAUGUAGUGAGUGUCAUGUAGUCGUUCUGACAAGCCGUUGCCCGAAGUGUCCAAAAUGGACAUCUAGACAGCUUUACAAAGGUGACAUGAUAGGUGUGACUGUGUGCUUCUCAUCUUCACAUUCAGGUACUACAACUGUGAAAAGUAUUAAGACCAGCACAAAGUUGAAUAUGUGAGUUUAAUAACUCAUCAAAAGUUUAAUAUCCUAAAUGCCAAAGUCUUAACCUUUAAGUGAUUGUGUAUCAUCUUUUAAAAUGUGCUUGAUGCUAAUGGCUAAUUUAUUUCCAUGGAUAAAGAUUAGUAAGAAACUUGAAAACCAUCUGUUUAAACUUUUCUAGUCCAUUGUAAUGUGUUUUAGGCAUAAAGAACUAGCUUGGCCUAG
Molecule: messenger RNA, 4811 nt
Organism: Castor canadensis (American beaver)
Lineage: Eukaryota; Metazoa; Chordata; Mammalia; Rodentia; Castoridae
Gene: Cfap97
Product: cilia and flagella associated protein 97
Biological process (GO): spermatogenesis
Source: RefSeq, a predicted model, not a curated record